CCGGCCCGGCCACGGGACAUGGCGACCGGGGCGCGGGGCGCCUGGAGCGAGUGGCCCGUGGAUCACUUCCUGCGCUCCGGGCUAAUCGGGGCCAGGGACGGGGCCGCCGUGCGCUGGUUCCACGCCGCCAACAGCAGGGCCCGGGCAGCGGAGGCCGCGCGAAGUGAUGUGCACAUGGUGGAGGUGGAUGUUCUCCUUCGUGGAGGGGACAGGGACCCCAUCCUGGCUCACCCCCCAGACACUGACAGCGACAUCACCCUGCAGGAGUGGCUGGCACAGAUGGUCAACACCAAUAAAGGCAUCAAGCUGGAUUUUAAGAGCCUGGCCGCCGUGGGACCCUCGCUGGAGCUGCUGGGGCAGGUGGGGCAGCCCCUGGACAGACCCGUGUGGCUGAACGGGGACAUCCUGCCUGGGCCCCGCGGGAGCCGCACGCCGCUGGACGCCCGCGCCUUCCUGGGCGCUGUCACCUCGUCCUGCCCCGAGGCCACCCUGUCCCUGGGCUGGACCACAGGCUGCCACCGAGGGCAAGGCUACGAGUGGCCCAUGGUGCAGGAGAUGUCCCGGCUGUGCCAGCCCCUGUCCCAGCCCGUGACCUUCGCAGUCAGGGCUGCACUGGUGCCCAGCUCCAUCCCACAGCUCCACUGGCUGCUCCAGCAGUGCCCCAGGUACAGCCUCACUGUUUGGACAGGAAAAGAAGACAUGUAUUCUGUAGAAGACUUGCUUCUCAUCCGAGAAAACUUUGAUAAAAGUAGGGUUUAUUAUGACAUUUUUGAGCCACAAAAUUCUGAAUUCAAGAAAGCCAUUGGAUUAGAGUGGUAAAUGCAAAGCAGGAAAUGCCUGACCUUAUAGUGCUUAAUAUUGUAACCCCCUUUAAAUGUGAGGAUUUUUGGUUCAAAGCAAUGCAUUUUCCUUGCCAGAAGGACUGUGUUGAGCACGCCUGUGGCUGCUGGAGGAGUUUUUGCUCAGCUCUAUAGAAAGACCCCUCAGAUAGAAAUGUAGUGCCCUCCUCAUUGUUCCCUGCUCGCAGUGUGGGAUCCGUGGUGCCACACACUCCAGGAGGGGAGAGCAGCUGCUGGUGCUGCUCUGGUGCUGCUCAGGGGCUGUGCCCCGUGCUGCCCAGGCCUGGGGUCACCCUGCCCAGGGUCCCCAUGCCCGUGGUGACCCUGCCAGGCACUGUCAGAGCCACACCAUGGCUGGGGAGCAGCCCUGGCUGGUGCCACGAGCUGGGCUCAGUCUGGCCCCAGGGCUGGGCUCAGUGUGACCCCAGAGCUGGGCUCAGUCUGGCCCCAGAGCUGGGCUCAG
This is a messenger RNA of Pseudopodoces humilis (Tibetan ground-tit), 1302 nucleotides long. RefSeq names its product family with sequence similarity 151 member B (gene FAM151B). The record is from RefSeq and is a predicted model, not a curated record. Lineage: Eukaryota; Metazoa; Chordata; Aves; Passeriformes; Paridae.